Messenger RNA from Staurois parvus, 320 nucleotides. The record is from the annotation of a GenBank genome assembly. NCBI's taxonomy places the organism in Eukaryota, Metazoa, Chordata, Amphibia, Anura, Ranidae.
CUUGUACCAUGUGACCUCUGUGAUCAUUCACAGAUUUCACACAUAGUAAGCAAUGAUGUCAGAAGUGACAUCUUGCUUACUACUUUGCAUGUGAUCACUGAUUGGCCAAUCAGUGAUCACAUGAUCGGGACCUCGUACAGAGGUCCCGUCCGACGAUCGGUGUUUCACUGUGUCCGGGAGGAGCGCGCACAAGCAGGGUGCGGGGAGGCCGUUUAUAGACGGCCACCCGACCCUGCAGUGCCACCGUCCGGCCGUUUAUAUACAACGGCCGGUCGGGAAGUGGUUAAAUACGGAAUGUAAUUUACAGGUCAGUUUUUUAA